Molecule: messenger RNA, 9208 nt
Organism: Biomphalaria glabrata
Lineage: Eukaryota; Metazoa; Mollusca; Gastropoda; Planorbidae
Product: adhesion G protein-coupled receptor E2-like
Exons: 27
Coding region: 601-5127 (1508 amino acids)
Biological process (GO): G protein-coupled receptor signaling pathway; homophilic cell-cell adhesion; cell surface receptor signaling pathway
Cellular component (GO): plasma membrane; protein-containing complex
Molecular function (GO): calcium ion binding; G protein-coupled receptor activity
Source: RefSeq, a predicted model, not a curated record
GUGCUAAAGUACACAAAUCUACAAUGGUGAGCGGGGGCUCAUGUGUGUCGGGGGGGGGGGUUAAAGGGUAACAUUGGGAUAGGACUGACACCACGACACGUGAAGAGUUACAAAACAUUACUUCACAUAACGGUUGUCAAUUCGGUAUAGAGAUUAUUCGUGCUGCAUCCAACACUCACCAAGAGGCAAGAAGGCGCAGCAGUUUUUAAUGACGUCAUCGAAAGUCUCACUUUAGCAGACGGCGGACUGAAUUGUGUCAGCACUUUUUGUUUUACAGGAAAUAAAUUAAUUAAUUGAAGUGUAGUGGCUUAAAGAUUUGUGUUUUGUGAAAGAAGUUUAGGGCUGAUAGAUCCACAUAGAAAUUUUGACCUUAAUUUGGAUCAGAAGUACUUUUCUGUACAUUCUUGUGUUUUUUUGUGAUGUUUUAAACUUUUUUAGCAUUUCGUCACUGGAUUACACUGUAUGGAUUUGUUCUGAAGUGGUCAGUUUUCAACUGGACAUGCGCUAAGCUUGGACUUGUGAAUGUUUCUGUCAAAUGUCUAGUUUGCUGAUUUAGGAUACUUUAUAUUUCACUAGAAGAAGAUUCCUGAUGUAGCGGUCAUGGAAGUUGAUAUCUUGCUCAAGACAUUGUCCACUCUGGUCAUUCUAAUCAGCUCUGUACCAGAGACAUGCUCCGAACUUCUUGUGACCCCAUACCCUGCCCGCAUCUACAAGAACGCUCCAAGAGAUGUGCCAGUCUUGAAGGUCGAGUUCACUAGUAAUUCAACAACUCUGUCCACUACAACGUUGGCUCUGGACAGGAAAAGUGACGCCCGGUAUUUCCGGUUAGGACCGGAUGGAGUUCUGUACACCAAUGAAACCAUCAACCUGCAGUCCGGGACUGUGCUCACCUUCUUUGUCUUCGCCAUCUACAACAGCUCUGCCACCUUCACUGGAACUGAUAAUAUGUCGUUAAAAGAUCUGGCGGACUACAAGCAGAUCAGGAUUAUCGUGUCCAAUCUGAACAAAUACGCUCCACAGUUCAACCAGAGCGCCUACACGUUUCCGGUGUACCGCUACGGAGCUGGAGACGUCAUCGGACAGCUGACCGUGACAGACGAAGAUGAAGAUGACUAUAAUAGCCAGUUCACUAUUUACGUACCAAAUCUACCGGAAAAUCAGGAAGCCAUCAAGCAUGUCAGCGUCUCACCCACUGGCCAGAUUUCACUGACGCAGAACGUUCCGGCCGACAUCUCGGUGCUCAACUUUACCGUUGUGGCAGAGGACGCGGGAUCCCCGCAACUGUCAAGCACAGCAGAAGUCAAGAUAGACAUCUUGAUGGUGAAACAGCCAGACAUUUUCUGUAUCUCAACCACCAGCAGCACCACCUCCCUGUGCUGGAAGAACCCGAUGCCCGGUGUCCAGUUUGAAGGCUACGACAUUAUGGUGGAGUCAUCGUUCAAAGAGAAUGUGUUCCUGCCUUCUGUGGAGCCCCUGGUCGAGUCCUGCUUCAUCCUAAACAACACCAGGAUAGGGGGUCAGUACGUCUUUCACGUGAAGGUCAGAUCGAAUGAUGUCUGGUAUGGUGUUGAGUCUUACCUGGCCUUCAACAAGACUGCCACAGGCUACACUUACGACUGCGUCAAAAAUCAGUUCUUCGUCUGCAAUUACAAAAACCCUUGCAACGGCAAUGGCGCCUGUAACCCAGUCACCACGCCAGACAGCUACUCCUGCAACUGCUCGCCCGGCUGGCGGGGAGAUAACUGCACAAUCAAAGAUUGGUGUGCUUACUCCCCUUGCAAAAAUGGAACGUGUACGUUCCUUGAACACAAUAAAUAUGAGUGCUCUUGUUCCGAAGGUUUCUUUGGUAACAACUGUCAGUAUUAUAAUGCAUGUCUCGACGCACCGUGUGCAAACCAAGGCUCCUGUACUAUCAACCAAUAUGGUGUUUAUACAUGCCAGUGCCUUCCAGGGUUCUCGGGCAAAGACUGUUUGACGGUUGACCCAUGUUUUCCGUCUCCAUGCGCGGCCGGCAGGGGGAGCUGCAAGCGUCUCAGCAACACGGACUUUGACUGUCAGUGCUACAGCGGUUACUAUGGCAACCUGUGCCAGUACGUAGAUGCCUGCAGUGCAGAGAGUUCCCCAUGCAUGUACUUCGGCACCUGCGUGUCAGUCAACGACACGUACUUUUGUGUGUGCCCUCCGGGUACCUCUGGUCAACGCUGCGAGAAACAAGACCCUUGCUUCUUGCAGCCCUGUAAGAACAACGGUCAGUGCAUCGCUGGGGACACUGGCUCCUUCACCUGUGAUUGCCCGGAAGGCUACACAGGGAACGAAUGUCAACAAUACGACGCUUGUCAUAAUGUGAACUGCAGGAACGGAACCUGUAAACCUGUGACAGGGUCCCUAUUCAAAUGUGAAUGUAAUGCUGGUUACUAUGGGGACCCCUUCUGCACCAACUAUGACGCUUGCUUGACCUUGCCAUGCAAAAACAGAGGUCAAUGCCUCAGUUUUGAUGGCAACAACAAAACGGAAGAUACGGACUAUAAACCAUUCUACAACUGCACAUGUCUGCUUGGUUGGUAUGGACAAAACUGUACUUUUGUUGACCAGUGUUUGUCUCAGCCUUGUAAAAAUGGAGGCAGUUGUAAUCUUGAACCACCAAACGGCUACAACUGCGCAUGCCGUCCAGGAUACAGCCUGGAUGAUUGCUCCAAGUUUGACCCUUGCUACAGCCAACCCUGCCAGAAUGAUGGCCAAUGCUUACCUGACAAACAAGAGACAAGCUACAGCUGCAAAUGCAAGCCAGGCUUUAUAUUAUCAGACUGCUCGCAGGCUGACCCCUGCUACAGCUCGGGCAAGUGUAAGAAUGGGGGCACUUGUGUGACCCAAAGUGACGGUGGCUACAGCUGUGACUGUCUGCCUGGGUAUUCCUCGCAUGACUGCAGCCUGGUAGUUCCCUGCUAUGUCAAUGAGUGCCAGAAUGGAGGGCUGUGCACAAAUCUGUCUCUCACAGAGUUCAAGUGUGACUGCCCUGCAGAGUGGAUAGGCUCCAGAUGCGAUAUCAGUGCAACCUGCCUGGAAGAUAAAGAAGGCUGUGUCUGUGUAAAUAAAAGAUUGCAAUGCCUUAUGACAUCUGGUAAUGUCUCUCAGAGACUCAACAAUCUUUUGGACCAGACGUCCGACCCAUCCAAGUUGACAGCUAAGCAAGUCAUAUUUUUCACAGAAGCAUUGUGGGAUCUAUAUAACGAGACUGUUAUAAAUAUCAGUUAUGCCACCAUUGCUUUUAAUGUGAUUGGGAACCUUGGACGUGUCAACACUUCUGUCAGCUAUGAAGCAGAGAAAGUCAGCAGUACAAACACAAAGUUGAGACUGUUUCUGGACAACUUUACUUCUGAGGUCAACCUGACUGAGAAAGGGGAGGUAACAGUACCAACAAAAGAUUUUGAACUGAAAGCAAUGCUUCUUGAAACAGUCAAAGAGCAUCAAAAUUACACGUUUGAAGUUGAAUUGAACUUUAACCAAACUGAGGCUAUCCCUGCACAUAAUGUCAGCAUAGCACUUCCCACUUCUGCAGUUAGUGACAGCAACAACAGCUCCUCUGGGGACAUCAGGUUACAGUUCAUUGGCUACAAAAGAUCUCAGUUGUUUGUUCCAAUUGAAGGAUUCGAUCAGCUUGGUACCAUAGCAAGUCAAUAUCUGGGGCAUCAGAGAGUUAUCUCUGCAACAGUCAAAGGGAGAGAACUGUACAAUUUAACAGACCCUGUAAUUAUUCAAAUACCAAAGAUUCAGGCUGGUGUGAACCACACUUGUGUGUUCUGGGAUACUACUGCAAGCACUUGGUCAACUGAAGGGGUGACACAAUUUGAAGAUGACUUAGAUAUGGUCAUCUGUCACUCCAAUCAUCUCACUAGUUUUGCUGUACUGAUGGAUACAUCACCAGCUCAACGUUUCUCUAAAGUCCAUGAGGAUGCCCUGACCUACAUAACCUACAUUGGAUGCGGUAUCUCUCUGGCAUGUCUCUUCCUCACAGUCUUGACGUACUGCCUUUUCAGAUGUCUAAACAAAGAAAAGUCUGGUAAAAUUCUGAUCCAACUUGGCUUUUCUUUAAUUUUUUUGAACAUAAUCUUUCUGGUUGGUUCUGUUGAUGUCUCAGGCUAUAGUAAUGUUGGCUGUGUGGUUGUGGCACUUCUCCUGCACUAUUUCAUCCUUGGAGCCUUCAUGUGGAUGUUAAUUGAAGCCAUUGAGAUGUAUCAGGCUCUUGUCACAGUCUUCUCAAAGUAUGAAGGAUACUACUUACUGAAGCGAUGUAUAGCAGCCUGGGGAGUACCACUUUUGAUAGUUGGCAUCACUGCUGCAGUAGAUAUCUACAGCUAUCAUAAUGAUCAAGAGCCAAGAGAAAUUUGUUUCCUUACCAGUCAAAAUGCUGCUGCCUACUACAGUGCCCUGAUUGCCCCUUGUUGCCUCAUUAUUCUUAUUAACACUGUAGUGUUCAUUAUGGUAUCAAGAGUCAUUCUGAAGCCCAAAUUUCAGCAGCAGUUGACCACUGAGACUGUCACCAUCACACCUGCACAAAUCAGAGGAGCCUUUACAGUGAUGUUUCUGCUGGGAAUCACGUGGGUGUUUGGGCCCCUGGCCAUCAAUGAAGCUAAACUGGUUUUCAGCUACAUCUUCUGCAUCUGCAAUUCUCUGCAGGGCUUCCUGAUCUUUGUCUUUCGCUGCCUGUUCAACCCAGAGGCCAAACUGGCAUGGAUACAGCUUUUCAAGACAGGGACACUCAAGCGAAGGCGUGGCCCAUACAAAUCAAGCAAUUCAGACUACACAUCCAAAGCAGUUGACAACAGGUUUCAAAGCAAUAGCAAUGGAAGUGGAUUCAGUGGUCAGAUGAGCACAAAAAUGAGCUUAGCUAUAAAAAGUGGCAAUGGAUGUCAUCCACACCCACAUCAGCUUCAUACAACCAGUAGUUGGCAUCCAAACUUAAAUGGAACCAAAUCCGACAAAGUUGGCAACACCAGCCAUGGUGCCAACUUUCCCUUAGGCAGUAAGAAAGACCGAAGAGAAAGCAUGGAUUAUUCUGUUGAUACCAAACGGGAGUCUAUUCCCAAUGACUCAAUGUCAGAAUUUCAGGAUGAACUAACCCAUUUCUAAAUGUUAGUCUCCUUAAAAUCCUGUGAGAUACAUGUCAAAGUCUUUCUUUAUAAUAAAUCCACAAGACAAUUUUCUUGGCCAGUUCUUUGGUGCUGACACAGCAUCAUAAACUGUCUUGCUGUUCCUUCAUAAACAUGUGAUGUUACAUUAAUAGUUAUUAAAUUUGAACUGUGGUGAAUAUAGUUUUAAUGUCACAUUCAAACCUUUAAUGUGCAUCAAAAGUCCCAUGGAACCAUGUCAUGUUCAAACUGAUAUUAGGCCUAAGGAAAGGUCGCAUGUAUAAUGCCAACUUUCAAGUUUAAGUCACAUUUAAAGAUUGUUGGCUCACAAAUUUCAAUCUAAACUAGAUCUCACAUUCAAAACAUCCUUUUGUGUCAAUUAAAAUUAGUGUUUCAACAUAAUCUCAAUUUUUGCUAAAAGGAAUUUCUUUAAAUUAGAGCAUGUAAUAAUAAAUGAACCCCUAGCAGCUAAAUAAAGACUAAGUCUGGAUAUGUUUUUAUAUAUAAUUUUCUGAGAUAAUAAUUUAGCACAGUAGAUUAAUAAAUUUAAAUUAUAGCAUACAUGACACAAAUGUGAAAAUUUAUCAGCUUUCUAUAUUUAUGGAAUCUACACAAAACAGAAGCAGCUAUUUAAUUUUUCAUGUUUAAGUUAGGCUACAUAGAAAAGUGUUCACUAUUAAUUAGCAGAUUUUAAGUCUCUAAUUAUUAUGUAUGACUAAAUUAACACUUAUUACAUGUAUGACAUUUAAGUUCUCUUACAAUAAUAAUUGAUAAGAUAAGAACUACUCUAAAUGGUAUUACAUGUUCAAUGAAGAAAAAAGUUACUCUUGUUAUGAAAAAAACAUUCUAUACUCGAUCCAGAUUUAGCAUAUUUUUUAUUCUGUGAAGUGCAUAGCAGGAAAAAAAAAAAGUUGUUUGUAUAAAUAUUCACUGUCUAUUGUCUAGUCAUGACCUAGUUAUCAAUUUACUAUCUCAUAGGAAUACCUACAUAAAUCAGAAUGAACAAUAUAGCUUUCAUCAAAAGAUAUAUUCUAAGGAAUAGUCAACAAUAGAGGUACUCCUGCGUGGUGUUUACACACUUAUUGUGCAUAUAGUGUUAAACCAUUUCCUAGAUUUCACUUCGGACAAAGAACAACUAUAUUACAGUUGUUGUUAUUGUGGUCUGUGUUGUGUAUAUUUUUUUUCUAGAAGAACAUGUGAUGACUUUGACCUCCUGUUGUGUUGACAUCAUUAUCAGUGUUCUAAGUAUUCAUACUAAAUCCCAUUAGUUACUGUGCUGCUAUUGAAGGAUGAAACUUAACACACAAAAUAUUUAUGUACAAAAUAUUUAUUUUUAUAGAGAUUUUUUUUUUUUUUUUUUUGUCAAAUGCAUUACAUUCUUUUUUUGUCGAAUGAAUUAAAAUGUUAUAAAUAUUGACUAAAUGUAUAGCCUUUUCAGUCUGUAAAACAGAAUGAUUGAUCGUUAUCUUGUUUAAAAUGUUCCUUGAAAACUCUGAUUAUUUUUUCUUUCUGGUAACAUUGUUUUAGUUUAGUAUGUCAGAAGAAUAGUUCAAAACAAUAUUCAUUGCUCUAAAAUAAAAAAAAAGUUUUUUUUUUAAAGUUAUGUUAUAACUAUUGUAAAUCAAAACUGCACUUUUGGCCUUCUGAUACCCCCUGAAUGUAAUAAUUGAAACAGAAACAUAACUUGAAUUUUACUUUAAUUCAUGUGUAUUCAAUUCUUUAUAUUGUCCUAAAAGUUGAGUGUUUUUGGAACUCAGGGCUCACAGAAGCUUGCCUCCAUCAACCUGUCUUUAAAAAAAAUGUUCCGUCUGGGAAGGAUCUACACAGAUGUAAAUUUUUUGACAUCCCUGUUACUGAUGGCGGCUUGAAUUCCAAGACACAAGUUAGAGGCAAGGUUGAGCACACCAAGGAAACUCCCCUAUAUUCUUUCUCUGUACCGCAUCAGCCAUGCAGGUAUUUGCCAUUGAAAAACGUUCCCUUGAGGAACAGUGUGUAAAUAUGUUUGUUGGAGCUUUCUACCAUCUCCAGCAUUGCAAUGGGUUUAGUUCUUAGGCAACCCAACAGGGGGUUCUGUUUUGCUUCCCUGUUGGUCUCUAAUCAUCUCCUUUAAUGACCUCUUCCAUCCAAGUACUAUAAUGAGGCUGGGAAGCAUUGCCAGGGUAUUUAACUCUUGCCAGUGAUGUAGAUUUAUGGGAAGCAAGGAGAAAUUAGUUACUACUUAUUUAAUAAAAAUAAUAGUGAUCAAGAAGGAUAAAUGGUGAAAGAUUAUCAAUAGUUCAUUAAUGUUUGAAUGGUAAUAGAGUACUACUGUUUUACAAAGAGACAUAUUUUCUAACAAUACCAUUGCUAUUAUAUUGUUGUUCUGGUAUUUUACAAAGAAAUGAUUAAUGUGAAUGUAUCAUGCUGUCGAUGACAAAGGAAGAUAUGUUCUUGAGGAUUAAAAAGUGUCUUUAGAUCCCAACUUAAACAAUAGUGUUGAUGACACUCCAUAUGUUUUAUGCACUGGGCCCCAGAUAGAUCCCAACUUAAAUAAUGAUGUUGAUGACACCUUCCCUAUAUGUUCUUUGCUAUGGGUCCCAGCUGUGGAUAAGUAGAGUUCUACCCUGCGAGUACAAGCAAGUAGAGAACUGCUGUCCAUGGUAGGACUACCAUAAAGAAAGGUAAAACAAAUUCAAUCACAACUUUAGAGUUGAUGCCCUUGUUCAUGUUUUUGACUUGUUUUAAAAACCUGUGGUCUGAUUGUGUAUAGAUCUGAUCAUGUGACAUUUGCAAAACAAAUAUCUGUUUGUUUGUGACUAUUUUUUUUUUAGAUAUCAAACUUAAUGAGAUGAUUGUUUUUCAGUGAUAAAAACUGAAUGAUUGUUUUUUGAGCAUUAGCUGAUGAUAAUACAUGUAUAACACAUUGCCUUUGAUACGAGGUUGAAGAAAAGUGCAGUAUUUCACAUGGCUAUGUACACCUUGCUAUGACUACACAUUUUGUCACCUCUAACACUGACAAAGCAGAUGUCUAUCAGGAGGGUUGGGUUUAUAUUACUACCCUUUCUACUGCACUUAUCUUCAGAGGUAGAUUUCCAUUGUCCCUCAUAUGUAUAAUGAUGAUAGAUUUUCCACCUUGUGACUGAAAUAUUGUAUUGCUCGUAUUAUAUCAUCAAUAAUAUUUUGAAAUGUAUGACUUGAAAUGUAAUUUUUUCUUGCUAAAAUAUGUUCAAUGACUUUUGUAUUAUAUGAUAUUGAAAUAUUCUGUUUUCUUAUACAUUGAGAUAAAUAUUUGUUUAAUCGUGAAAUUUCAUUUUGACUGAUGUAUACAUGUCCAUUAUUCUGUUACUGGAAUGCAAAUUAUGAAACAGACAGAGCCAGAUAGUCAGUCUCAGACUUUGUAAUAGUUCAGAGUUUGUUUGUUUUUUCUACUUGUAUAAAGCUUUUCUAAACUAUUAAAAAUUGUUUCUACAAAAUUUAAAUGUAGAAAACAUUUUAGUCAAUUAGCCUACAAAAACAAAUGUUUUAACUGUAUGUCAAAGUUCAUUGUUUAGCUAAGUUACAAUAAAACUAAAUUGUGUCACUAUGUUUUCAUCAUGAAAUGUAAUACAUAAGAUAUUUACUGACAGUUGCUGAUAUUUUUCAAUGUUAUUUAUUUAUAUUUUUUGCAUUAAAUGUCAAAGGAUAAUUUUUUUUGUCUUUUGUUUAUUUUUCUUUGCUUGGUGCUUUAAAAAAAAAAUAAACAUGUUAUGAAAUCCAUUCAAUAAAUAUUUAGUAACAAUAUCAGAAUUUGUUUGUGUGCUUCUGUGUCUUUAUUCUAGAUUCUAACAUUGAACUUAAGAAACUUGAUGCACAUUUUAAGACUGUUCAUGAAGCAGUGAAGGGUCAGUUGGACUUGAUGAUUUCAGGGGUGAUUUGGACCAUGCCUCUCCUGUGUGAGCUCUAUAUGGCCAAGACCAAAAAAUAUUGGGUAUCUUUGAUCUAGAGCUUUUUUUUUUUUUUGUUUUGGUGUGGCUGGUAGGAUUUCUUUUUUUAAAGUGAAGAGUGGCUACCUAACCUUUUUUGUGCAUGCAUUUGUUUGAAAUAGCCGACACAUUAGUCCAGGG